Messenger RNA from Morus notabilis, 705 nucleotides. Its product is annotated as prefoldin subunit 6. The transcript has 5 exons. Gene Ontology annotation, biological process: protein folding; chaperone-mediated protein complex assembly. Lineage: Eukaryota; Viridiplantae; Streptophyta; Magnoliopsida; Rosales; Moraceae. Bases 140 to 532 code for a protein of 130 amino acids. Gene Ontology annotation, cellular component: cytoplasm; prefoldin complex. Gene Ontology annotation, molecular function: protein-folding chaperone binding. The record is from RefSeq and is a predicted model, not a curated record.
GCAUAAUUCCGGCCCAAGAAAGGCCCAAUCCAGAAACCCGAAAGGCUCCAUAGUCGCAACCAUCUCCCCAACUGAAGUCGAUCUCCCUGACGAAGACGACGACGACGUCGGUAGCAGCGGCUGGCAGUUUCCCAAAACCAUGGCUUCGGCAUCCGCUGUGAAAGAGCUUCAGCGAGAUUUGGAGAACAAAGCAAACGAUCUAAGCAAACUCCAAAAAGAUAUCGCCAAGAAUCACCAAGUCAGAAAGAAGUACACCAUUCAGCUCGGCGAGAACGAGCUCGUCCUCAAGGAGUUGGAUCUGUUGAAGGAGGAUGCAAAUGUGUAUAAAUUGAUUGGUCCAGUUCUUGUGAAACAAGAUUUGGCGGAGGCGAAUGCAAAUGUGCGCAAGAGAAUUGAGUACAUCUCUGCUGAAUUGAAGCGGCUUGAUGCAGCUCUUCAAGAUUUAGAAGAGAAGCAAAAUAGCAAGAAAGAGGCGAUCCUGAAGGUUCAGCCGAGGAUUCAAUCUCUUCAGGCUGGAAAAGCCAAGGAUUAAGGAUUAAGGCAUAAGACUUGAAUGGAGCAGUAUCAUCUCUGUCUCUCUCUCCCCUUUUUUUUGUUUUUUGUUUUUUUUUUUGGGGAUAAUUAUAGCUGUAAUGCCCGUACAAAGUACAAACCUUUAUUGUGAUUUUUAGUAUUGUGGUGAAAUCUAAAUGGCGAAUUCAUAAA